AUGGUCCCCGCCGCCGGCACGCUGCUCUGGGCCCUGCUGCUGAGUCUGGGGCCCCGGGCGGCGGGGGCCCAAGGCCUGACUUCCACCGAGACCCAGCGGGUCAGUUUCCGCUUCGGGGUCCCUAUGUCCCGCCACUACCGGACCACCCUCCGGACCGGUGGCCCCAGGAGGAUGAAGGUAACAAUGGAGGAUGAGGAUGACGUCGGAGCCACUGUCGAGCGCCUAGCAGGCCCGGCUGCUGCGGAGCUCUUGGCCUCCACGGUGGCCACAGGCGUCAGCAAGUCGAUUGUGUCGUCGGCCGAGGAGGAUGAGUCUUUGGAAGAGGGGGUUGUGAUUAACGCCAGAAAGAAUAACAUCACUGCAGCGUCUUUCAGCAGGGGUUACAAUACAGCGAGGGUGCCCAGCUCGAAGUUUAAAGCAAAUACCCAGGAGGGGGAGAUCAGGAUGUCUUCAGACGUGCCAGCCAACACCUGGCAGCCUACUGGGGGGGAAAUACAGCACCCCGACAGUACCAUGAGCCAGUGGUCCAUGGCCGGGUCCACCCCAAACCGGUGGCAGCAGCUCUCACACUCGGCCAUGCCCCCUCCCGAGGAUCUGCGGCUGGUGCUGAUGCCCUGGGGCCCGUGGCAUUGCCACUGCCAGUCAGGCACCAUGAGUCGGACCCGGUCUGGGAAGCUGCAGGGCCUUUCCGGGCGCCUUCGAGUUGGGGCACUGAACCAACUCCGUACAGAGCAUCGGCCAUGUACCUAUGAGAAAUGUCCGUGCAACCGGCUUCGGGAGGAGUGCCCUCUGGACUCCAGUCUCUGCUCUGACACCAGCUGUACCACUCAGACCACCACCAGUACUACCACCACCACUACUACCACCACUCCCCCACCCCGUCUCAGCUCUAGAAUCAGACCUACGCCCUUCCUCUUCUUUGGCCCCAGCCCCAGCCCCAGUCCAGCCCUUGCUUUUUGGAGACGGGUCAGGAUCGGGCUGGAGGAUAUUUGGAACAGUCUGUCUGCAGUGUUCACAGAGAUGGAACCACUAGAGAAAAACCGCAGGUAAUGGCCACUUCAUCUGCAAGAGGUUUCAGCAUCUCAACCUUUCCACCCUUUUUGAUCCCAGUACCCACUGGAUAUUUUUAGUACAG
Molecule: messenger RNA, 1135 nt
Organism: Enhydra lutris kenyoni (northern sea otter)
Lineage: Eukaryota; Metazoa; Chordata; Mammalia; Carnivora; Mustelidae
Product: chromosome unknown C1orf56 homolog
Exons: 2
Coding region: 1-1050 (349 amino acids)
Biological process (GO): regulation of cell population proliferation
Source: RefSeq, a predicted model, not a curated record